GACAGCUAACUAAGACGCAGCAGAAACCUGGACAACUCGUAAUCGCAAAAAAUUAAAGACUCCAGACAACACUUAGAUUGCUCAUUCUCAUCUCUCUCUCUGUCAAUACUAAUUUCAGAAGCAUGAGGAUCAACGUGAAGAGCUCGACGAUGGUAAAGCCAAUGGCGGCGACGCCGAGUCGCAGCCUGUGGAUCUCCAACUUGGACCUUCUAAUGGAGCCCAACUACCACACCCGCUUUCUGUACAUCUACCGCUCCAGCGAGACGGGCAACUUCUUUGACUCGACGGUGCUCAAGGCGGCGCUCAGCCGUGCCCUGGUUGAAUUUUACCCGGUGGCGGGGAGGCUGAAGAAGGACGACAAAGGUCGCGUUGAGAUCAACUGCAACGGGGAGGGGGUGUUAUUCGUGGAGGCGGAGUGCGACGCUGCUAUAGAUGACAUUGCAAUUGGUAGUAACUUCGUUCCCAGGCCGGAGCUCAGCCUCAUCCCUACUGUGGAUUAUUCCCAGGAAAUUUCGACGCUCCCGCUUUUGUUGAUCCAGAUGACUGGUUUCAAAUGCGGUGGAGUAUGCUUAGGUAUUGCCAACAGUCACUACGUAUCAGAUGGUAUUUCUGCUAACCAUUUCAUCAACACAUGGGCUGAUAUAGCCCGUGGUCUUGAAGUCGCCGUCCCACCAUUCAUCGACCGAACACUCCUCCGCGGCCGCCAUCCGCCUCAGCCGCACUUCCACCACAUCGAGUACCAUCCCUAUCCAACAAUGCAAAUUUCUGAUGAAACAUCCAUAUUUUCAAUAUUCAAGCUAACUCGGGAUCAGGUCAACGCACUCAAGGCCCAAUGCCACGGAAACAGGGUUAGUGACUACAGCACGUUCGAGGUGGUGGCGGGGCACGUAUGGCGCUGCACAUCAAUGGCUCGUGGGCUGCCCAAAGAUCAGGAAACGAAGCUGUACAUUCCGGUGGAUGGGCGAUCUAGGCUGCAGCCCCCACUACCACCAGGCUAUUUCGGCAAUGUGAUCUUCACGGCGACGCCCAUUGCUUCAGGUGGCGAAAUGCAGUCGAAUCCUUUGGAGUUUGCUGUCCGUAAAAUUCACGACACGCUCGCCAAGAUGAAGGACACUCGUUACUUGAGGUCGGCUCUUGAUUACUUGGAGCUGCAGCCUGAUAUUAUGGGAAUAGCGCGAGGGCGGCGGACGUAUAGAUGCCCGAAUCUUUGCAUAACCAGUUGGAUUCGGCUGGCAGCUGAUGCAGAUUUCGGUUGUGGUAAGCCUAUGCAUUUGGGACCUGGCGGUCCAACAUGCGAAGGGAAAUGUGUUGUGAUGCGGAGUCCAGGAAAGGAGGGGAGCUUGCUGUGUGCAAUCUCGCUGCUGAAACCACAUAUGCACCUGUUUGAGAGGCUCCUCUAUGAGGGCAUUUGAAGUAUUUUAUGUCUUAAAUCCAAUACCAAUUGUCUUUUAUAUAUAAUUUUCCCUCCAAGUAAUAUUAAUUAUAAAGACACAUGUAAUUGGAGGCCUGAAACUACACUGCAUUUCGUUGAUGUAAUGCAUAUUUUGUCCUAAAUAAAGCAACAAAAAGGGACAUGACAACUUUCUAUACUAUUGAAUGUUUA
Messenger RNA from Sesamum indicum (sesame), 1603 nucleotides. RefSeq names its product shikimate O-hydroxycinnamoyltransferase. Lineage: Eukaryota; Viridiplantae; Streptophyta; Magnoliopsida; Lamiales; Pedaliaceae. Gene Ontology annotation, molecular function: acyltransferase activity, transferring groups other than amino-acyl groups. The record is from RefSeq and is a predicted model, not a curated record.